AUAGAAGAGUCGCUGUUGAAAUGCAAAUGUCUCGUUGACUGCAAACCGGGAAAAUUUUGAAAGUUGGUCUGUGUGGGCGUUGGUCCCUUUCACUAGCUAAACAAUCUCAACCGAAGUGCCUUGUUUCGUGUCGUGGAAAAUCUCAAUGGCGCAAGAAAUAAAUGAUUACCAAUCUGGUGGAAGAAUGUUGGAUAGAAGCAAGAAGAAAAACGUCAUCGUUUUAGACUUGGAAUCGCCCCUCAAAGGUGAAAUCGGUGAUGAAAGUCACAGCAUUGCGGAACACAGUACGCAUCAUGUAACUCAAGCUCUCUUCCAAAAUGAAGAUAAAGCAAAUGAUGCAAGUGAUGAUGAUGAAGAUGAAAGUGACUACGACGACGAGGACAGUGGCACAGACAACUUAAAGGCUGAUAAGGCAGGAACCCAGCUUCAGAGAUCUGAGCACAGUGGAGGAAUCAAUUCAAGUUUACCAGACACAUUCCAAACAAACCAUCUCCUGUUUUAUGAAAGAUUCAAAGCCUACCAGGACUACAUUCUAGGUGACUGCAAGCCUUCAGAGGUCAAGUCCUUUACUGCUGACUACUUGCAAAAAGUGGUACAGUCCUUCGGUUGGCAAGCUCUGUGGUCCGCGGAGUUGUUUGAUGUUCUGGUCGAGGUGUGUGAUGUGGACUUCAGCGAUCUGAAGGCUUGCGUGAAGCCUGUGCUUCCUCUGCAGUGUGAGGUCAGAGGAUGUGAAAUUAAUGAGCAAGGCGUGGCAGAGCUGUUGGAGGCAACCCAGCACAACGUCCCCCUAAUGGAACUUAAGGUUGUCUAUGAAGAGUCAGGAGACUACGACCAGACCGCCUUGGGCAUUGAACAUCUCAGAUUUUUCUACAAGCAUGUCUGGAGACUGUGGGAUGAAGAAGAUGAAGAUGAUGACUUUGACUACUUUGUCCGUUGUGUCGAGCCUCGCCUUAGAUUACACUAUGACAUCUUGGAGGAGAGAGUCCCAGCAGGUCUGGUGGCAGAAUACAAGCUCGUGUUAGAAAAAUGUACACGGUGCUUUCAGCAGUUUUCACUGCUACGCAGCAGCCUCAGUAGUGACUCUGACUCAGAGCUGGAUAAUAUAUCCAUGGUGGAGGGCCUGAAGCUCUGUGAACAGCUGGAAGAAUUCAAACGGAAGUUGUACUUCAUUGAGAACCCAUUGUUACGGUAUGUGCUGGGCUACAAAGAUAAUCCCCGACAUCAGUCCAUCCAAAGUCGUGGGCUGAGAGAGUCCGGCACCAAGGUUGCACAUGUGGUCACGUCCUCUUGCACCACAAAUCAGCUCCAUUCCCUCCUCAGCGACAAGCUUCUACAUCAGUUUUCUUCAGAGGACAGUGAAGUCCAGUUCCAUAGAGACCCAGUGUCUGCAGUAGAUUCGUGCCACGAGGGUGACAUGGUCUUCGUUCUCCCGGGGGUGUACAGUGUUGCCAGCUCCAUCCUACUUCCAGACUCCAUCACUAUUGAGGGAUUUGGACUCCCUGAUGAGGUGGUGAUCGAGAAGAAGUAUACUGGAGACUCAUUUAUUGUGUCGACAGGAGCUGAUGUUAGAAUGUCCAACAUUAAGUUGAUUCAGUUUGAUGCAAUUGAGGGUAUUUUAGGUGUGAGGAAGGGAAGUCUCUCCAUGGAGAAUUGUGUGCUGCAGUGUGAGACCACUGGAGUUGUUGUCCAAACAUCGGCCCACCUCACCAUGAAUAGGUGUGAUCUAUAUGGAUCCAAGGGGGCUGGUAUUGAGAUUUAUCCUGGCAGUGUGUGCACUCUGGUCGGCAACGGCAUCCACCAUUGUAAGGAUGGAAUUCUCAUCAAGAUGAAUCAACCGAUGGACUUGGUUGGUGAGGUGGAGGUGAUCCCUUCAAUCACCAUGGACAACAAUGUGAUUCAUAAUAAUGAAGGUUAUGGGGUGAUUCUUGUGAAACCCACUCCGACUCAAGACAGGAACAUUCAUCUUGACAAAGGUGUUCUCAAAGAUGAGCUCGCAAAUGAUGUUGAAAAGAUGACCGGAGACGGACUGCAGAAGGAUGUGGCUGGAGAGCCCGUCACCACGCCAAGCGAGACAGCAAGCAAUUUAGACGAUGUUUCGCCCAAGUUGACCGAGAAUACACACCAAGACCGUAACGCGAACUCUGCAAGGAACUGGCAGUUUUGCCGUCAGCCAAGCGUCAACAAGCACACAUCCUGUACGCUUGCUAUGCAAGACUUGAUUGCCCACAAGAUAUUUGUUUCAAUUGAGGGAAACCAGUUCAAGCGCAAUGGCAGGGGUGACUUUGGCACUUUUUUAUACUAAGAAAGGCGAAUAGAUGACUACUGUGUUAACACACUCUGAGCUACCAAUGUGUUUAAUACUUUCAUGCACUUUUUUUUUUAAUAUAUGGCUGGCAAUUGAUAAACAGUCCAGAGUGAAUGCCCUUUCCUC
Molecule: messenger RNA, 2431 nt
Organism: Hippocampus comes (tiger tail seahorse)
Lineage: Eukaryota; Metazoa; Chordata; Actinopteri; Syngnathiformes; Syngnathidae
Gene: shcbp1
Product: SHC SH2-domain binding protein 1
Exons: 13
Coding region: 146-2302 (718 amino acids)
Biological process (GO): fibroblast growth factor receptor signaling pathway
Source: RefSeq, a predicted model, not a curated record